GCCGGUGGGGGGGGGGUACCCGGUACCCGGUGCGGGGCGGGGGGUACCCGGUACGGCCAUGUACGAUUGCCUGGAGGCGCUGGCGGGGGGGAGACGGCUGCACGACGUGACGAACCGGGCGGGCUGCGCCCUGCGCAAGGCGGGGUUCGGGCCGCGCUGCGGGGCGAUGCCGCCCUGUGCCUGGCCGCCCCCCGCCCGCCGCGCUGCAGAGCCCCAGGCCCAGAGUGCGGAGGAGCUGCCCCCCCGCUCACCCUCGCCGCCCCCCCCGCCCCGCGUCUACAAGCCGUGCUUCGUCUGCAGCGACAAAUCUUCCGGCUACCACUACGGCGUCAGCUCCUGCGAGGGCUGCAAGGGCUUUUUCCGGCGCAGCAUCCAGAAGAACAUGGUGUACACGUGUCACCGGGACAAGAACUGUCACAUCAACAAGGUGACUCGCAACCGGUGCCAGUUCUGCCGCCUGCAGAAGUGCCUCGAGGUCGGCAUGUCCAAGGAAGCCGUCCGCAAUGACAAGAAAAAGAAGAAAGAGGUGAAGGAGGAGGUGAUGGUGGAGAGCUACGAGCUGAGCCCGGAGCUGGAGGAGCUGGUGGAGAAGGUGCGCCGAGCCCACCAGGAGACCUUCCCAUCACUCUGCCAGCUGGGGAAGUACACCAUGAACUCAAGUGCCGACCAUCGGGUGCAGCUGGACUUGGAGCUGUGGGACAAGUUCAGCGAGUUGGCCACCAAGUGCAUCAUCAAGAUUGUGGAGUUCGCCAAGCGCCUGCCCGGCUUCACCGGCCUCACCAUGGCCGACCAGAUCACCCUGCUCAAAGCCGCCUGCCUCGACAUCCUGAUGCUGCGGAUCUGCACGCGCUACACGCCGGAACAGGACACCAUGACCUUCUCGGAUGGGCUGACCCUCAACCGCACGCAGAUGCACAACGCGGGCUUCGGGCCCCUCACCGACCUGGUCUUCACCUUCGCUGGGCAGCUCCUGCCGCUGGAGAUGGACGACACCGAGACCGGGCUGCUCAGCGCCAUCUGCCUCAUCUGCGGAGACCGCAUGGACCUGGAGGAGCCGGAGAAGGUGGAGAAGCUGCAAGAGCCGCUGCUGGAGGCGCUGAAGGUCUACGCGCGCCGCCGCCGCCCUCGCCAGCCCUACAUGUUCCCCCGCAUGCUCAUGAAGAUCACGGACCUGCGCGGCAUCAGCGCCAAGGGCGCCGAGCGAGCCAUCUCGCUGAAGAUGGAGAUCCCAGGGCCGAUGCCCCCCCUCAUCCGGGAGAUGCUGGAGAACCCCGAUAUCUUCCAGGACGACGAGGAAGGAGGGCCCCCCCCGGACCCCCCCCCAGCCCACAACAGCCCCCCCGCCUCCCCAUAACCCCCCUCCACCCCC
Cuculus canorus (common cuckoo) is the source of this 1369-nucleotide messenger RNA. RefSeq names its product retinoic acid receptor gamma (gene RARG). Lineage: Eukaryota; Metazoa; Chordata; Aves; Cuculiformes; Cuculidae. Gene Ontology annotation, molecular function: zinc ion binding; nuclear receptor activity; RNA polymerase II cis-regulatory region sequence-specific DNA binding. The transcript is spliced from 8 exons. Gene Ontology annotation, biological process: cellular response to corticotropin-releasing hormone stimulus; regulation of transcription by RNA polymerase II; retinoic acid receptor signaling pathway. Gene Ontology annotation, cellular component: transcription regulator complex; nucleus. Bases 59 to 1354 code for a protein of 431 amino acids. The record is from RefSeq and is a predicted model, not a curated record.